Messenger RNA from Poecilia latipinna (sailfin molly), 2576 nucleotides. It is a transcript of the gene slc35f4, whose product is annotated as solute carrier family 35 member F4. Lineage: Eukaryota; Metazoa; Chordata; Actinopteri; Cyprinodontiformes; Poeciliidae. The record is from RefSeq and is a predicted model, not a curated record. The transcript is spliced from 7 exons. The coding region runs from base 839 to 2086 and encodes 415 amino acids. Gene Ontology annotation, cellular component: membrane.
UCGGCAAGAAGGGCGUUAAAAUGUCCUGUUUUUGUAAUAAAAUCCAGUACUGAAAUGCCAUGUAUUCACAUGAACAAAAAAUACGUCUUUUUUUUUUUAUACCUUGUGGCUCACUUGAUUAUCGUGGUGGAGGCAACAAGAAGAAGCUCUACAAAUACAUCUGACUCUUAAGGAGCAGCCAAGAGCAGGAGAUGAGCUAAGAAAAGGGGGGAGAAAGAGGACAAAAGUGUAGAAGAAGCCAGGGUAGCCUGGUCAGGUGGAGAGGUGGGGGGACGGAGGAGGAUGGAGCGGAGGAAAGGAUGGGGCCACAGCUAACGCAGCAUAAUCAGCCAGGGCUGCUUGGUUACCUUCCAAACAAAGCUGCUGAUUUGUUGAAGCAAAAACAAGAGGAGGGGAAACGCGAGACAGAGAGACAGAUAGGAAAGAGGGGGAGGACAGAAAGAGAUGAGGUGAGUGAUUGUGCCUUGCCACACAGACUUGAAGUGCAUUCUCCCUUGGAGACAGUAGCAAUGCUGGAGCUUUGCAUACCAGUGCAACUGUAGAGCCUCCACUUCACUCCCACUGAGCUGUGUAGCUAUCCGGAGAGAAGGACAGCAUCAGGGACGUUUAGGACGGUGGACUGGCGACUUCCAGAAAAGUCUGGACCGAAGACGAAGAGUGGUCUGCUAACGGGAAGGGGCCUUUGAAGUGUGCGGAGACGAAGCGAGGGGCAGUCAGCAUUCUGAGAAUGCACCGAGGUAGCAGAGGGAGCUGCUGAGUGUUUUGGCUUGUGCACCCGCAUUCACACACCCACACACACCUUCCACGGGAGGAGAGUGUGUGGUGCCCCCAGUGGAGAAUGAAGAAGCACUCGGCCCGAGUGGCUCCUCUCAGCUCAUACAGCACGCAGGUCCUGACCUGCCCCAACUCUGAAGGAGAGGAUGGUUCAGAGUCUCGACCAGAGACCCCAGGCAGCGACACCAGCAUCGAGAGUCAGUCCUACCAGACAUGUGGCAACACAGUUCUGAAGGUGCUGGGUGGUCUUCUGAUGGUGUUGUGCGUGUCCUCCUCGUGGGUGGGUACCACUCAGGUGGUGAAGCUGACCUUCCAGUCUUUUUCCUGUCCCUUCUUCAUCUCCUGGUUCAGCAGCAACUGGAACAUCUUCUUCUUCCCCAUAUACUACUCUGGACAUGUUUUUACCACAGGCGAGAAGCAGACUCCCAUUCAGAAAUUUAGGGAGUGCAGUAAACUCUUUGGGGAGGAUGGAAUGACUCUCAAGCUGUUUGUUAAGAGGACUGCACCCUUCUCCAUCCUAUGGACACUGACCAACUACCUGUACCUCUUAGCAUUGAAGAAACUGACUGCCACUGACGUCUCUGCCCUCUACUGCUGCCACAAAGCCUUUGUCUUUCUCCUCUCAUGGAUUGUCCUCAAGGACCGGUUCAUGGGUGUUCGGAUUGUUGCUGCCAUAAUGGCCAUCACAGGUAUAGUCAUGAUGGCUUAUGCAGAUGGUUUUCAUGGUGAUUCAUUUGUGGGUGUGGCUCUGGCUGUGGGCUCUGCCUCAACUUCAGCUCUCUAUAAGGUUCUGUUUAAGAUGUUCCUUGGCAGCGCUAACCUUGGAGAGGUUGCUCAUUUUAUUUCAACAAUGGGCUUCUUCAACCUUAUUUUCAUCUCCUGUGUUCCCCUCAUCCUCUACUUCACCAGGGUGGAGCACCUGGGCUCCUUGUCUUCACUACCCUGGGGUUACCUGUUUGGACUGGCAGGACUGUGGCUGGUCUUUAAUAUUCUGGUCCAUGUCGGCGUGGUGCUGACUUACCCCAUCCUCAUCUCCAUAGGGACACUGCUCAGUGUGCCUGGAAAUGCAGCUGUAGAUGUUUUGAAACAUGAGGUGAUCUUCAGCGUGGUGCGGCUGGCUGCCACCUGCAUCAUCUGCCUGGGGUUUCUGCUCCUGCUGCUGCCAGAGGAGUGGGACUCAGUCACCCUUCGAUUCUUCGCCAACAUUGCUGACAAGAAGUCCGAGGAACACGGAGAGGAACUGACAGAGUCCAGUGGCCAGACUCGAAGUCGGAGUCAAGCAAACGGCACCAUCUCCAUUCCCUUGGCAUGACACGGCUGGAUUCUCAUGAUAACAAGUUAGCAAAUCCCUUGUGUCUCUGAUGUUCUGGCAGAAAGCUCAGUCUGUGUGGACUUCUCAUUCAGGAGGACAGCAUUGACUAAGUUAAAAUGUAAUCUUUACUUUGCAUAAGUACCCCUGUCACUUCACAAAGGGGGAGGAGAACACUUAUGGAUCAUGCAAACCAGAAAAAGGCUGAAACUGGUAUUUACUGUGGAAGUAGUUGCAAUGCUCCAUCUUAUGUCCUGCACGCACCCAAAGCAAGAGCUGACUGGCUUCUCCUGAUAUGCUCUGCAAACUGUAUUCUGUGAAUAUAAAUUUUGGCAGGGCCAGUUUGGCUCAAAAUAUUUCUAUUUAUUUAAAUCUGUUCGAGCCAGAGUAUCAAUUUUAAGUCUAAGCAGUCUUACUGACGAGAAUGGCUAUUAUACUGUGAGUAAUGCAGAAGCUCUUUGCGUUUUCUAAUAAAAGAUUUGAAACCUCUAGA